CGAUGAAAGCCGUAAAGGCGCUAACUUUAAUCACGUAGGCAUGAAUUGGUCAUUCGCCUGUGAGUUAUGGGCGGACAUGAACAAACCCCAGCAUCCUUGAACCGCGGGACGGCGUGAGGGCCUUCAUCCUGCCUUUUUCUCCUUUCCAUAGUACGGCUGCUCAGUGUCUCAUCUGCUGCUCGCUGGCCAGACGGCUACUGUACUCUCUCUUUGUCUUACCAUGGUGGUGGCUUCUUCCUCCAAUUUCCUGUGAUUGACUCUUCUUUGUGGUUUAAAGUUUUAAACAGCUGAGCAACUCUCAAACCGUCAUGGGGUCGGAACACCACCUCGCCGAACCCAAGAGGAUGGAGAUGGAUGAACACAUACAAGGCAUCCUGUGGACGGAAAAAGAAAUUGCAGACAGAGUUGCAGAAUUGGGUUCUGAUAUUUCCAAGGAUUUUCAGGACUGCUCACCUCCAUUAGUUAUCAUUGGGGUUGCAACAGGAGCAUUUUUGUUUUUAGCCGACAUAGUGCGAAAGAUAACUUUGCCUGUUAUGGUUGAUUUUAUCAAAGUGUCUUCUUAUGGCUCUGGGAUGGAGUCAAAUGGUUCCCCUCAAAUCUGUAAUGAUGUCAAAAUUGACAUUAAGGAUAAGCAUGUUAUAGUGAUUGAAGAUAUUGUUGACACUGGGCAUACUUUAUCAUGUCUUAUUUCACAUUUGGAAGAGAAAGGUGCUUCUUCAGUCUCAGUCUGCACUUUGCUCGACAAGCCAGCAAGACGAACAGUUGUUAUGAAAAUUCAUCGAGGGAAAUUUUAUAGGGGCUUUGAGUGCCCUGAUAAUUUCGUUGUGGGUUAUGGUAUGGAUUAUGCGGAACUCUACAGGAAUUUGCCUUAUAUUGGGAUCUUAAAGCCUGAAAUAUAUGAAUGAUGCCAUUUGAAGCACGGGCAGUUUAACACUUUUGUACUGAUUAGCAUAAAAAAAUAUCUACAUUCUAUUAUGUUGUAUUGCCCAAAUAAAUUCAUUCAUAAUCACUACCAGGCUAAGCCUUGGAAGUAUUUUUUUUUUUUUUCUUUCUAAUGGUUGGUGAAAUUUCUUAAACUUAAAAGUUAAUUCAAGUUUCUGAUGCUUCAGCCUGGUUCCCUUUCCUUUAUGGUAAUCUGAAAGGGAGCAAAAAUGGUUCUGUAUGCUUCAGAGAAGGACCGAGCUCUCGACUUUGCUUUUUCUUUAUACAAACAUAAUUUUACUCA
Messenger RNA from Nymphaea colorata (pocket water lily), 1225 nucleotides. RefSeq lists its product as uncharacterized. The record is from RefSeq and is a predicted model, not a curated record. Gene Ontology annotation, biological process: GMP salvage; IMP salvage; guanine salvage. Gene Ontology annotation, molecular function: magnesium ion binding; hypoxanthine phosphoribosyltransferase activity. Lineage: Eukaryota; Viridiplantae; Streptophyta; Magnoliopsida; Nymphaeales; Nymphaeaceae. Bases 309 to 905 code for a protein of 198 amino acids. The transcript is spliced from 4 exons.